Paraglomus brasilianum is the source of this 1236-nucleotide messenger RNA. Lineage: Eukaryota; Fungi; Glomeromycota; Glomeromycetes; Paraglomerales; Paraglomeraceae. The record is from the annotation of a GenBank genome assembly.
AUGAGUGAACCGCGUUAUAGUGCGUGUUACGGCGUCGAAGAGGUGUUACGAAGAGGUGGUGGUUUGUCAGACAGGGAAGUUCAGUCAGCCGCUUUGUGGCUUGAGACCUCCGCCAGAAACGGAGUUUUGGAGACAGACUAUCCGAUUUCAUGGAAAGCAACUGCGGGUAGAGGUUAUAAUGACCAGCCGAACUUCUCAAGAGAACACAGAAAUCAAGAUUUCUUAUUGGCGAAGUCUUUGGACACCUUUGCUAGAGAAUGGAAAACUGACAACGACAUAACAUUUAACCUGAAUUAUGCAAGACGCAGUUUUGAAAUCGAAUUUGGUUUCAGUAAAGGAAAUGGGAAACUCGAUACACAGAACGAUCAAUCGCGUGCGGUAACUACAAUACGAACCAAAUUUCCGCCAAAACUAUCCUUCCUGAACGAGAAACUUGAGACGAGAAAUCAAUUUGAAUGGAAUUCGAUGGAGUGUUGGAUGAGGAUGACGGCCCUCCGGAUUGGGAAGCCUAGCGACGAAGAGAUACAACAGCCGACGAUGCCUUCAUAUCCAAAAGCGACAGGCGAAGAGCUUGGAAGAUGGUACGCGUAUAGGAUUACGUUCAUUCUUGACAAGCAUAGAGGAGUCGACAAGCUUAAAGGCAUGUUGUUCAAAGCUGCUGAAUACAAUCUUGUAUCAAGGGAAGCCAUGUUUUCCAAACACAUAGCGACGGUUGAUGGAAGCAACCUGAGAAAAUAUGUUGAUAGGUCAAUGCUGGACUUUGAUGUGCUUUAUAUGUUGGAAUGUAAUAUUACGCAUGGCUACUUACAUGAUUACAAUCUCAAUGACGAAUUCAUGCGGUUGCUUGCUCGACAAAAGAAAGAGACAGCUCUUACCAUUUUAGAUAAAUUCCAUCAGCGUAAACAGAGAAUUUAUGAUCCUCUUUCUGACUUGAAGUCUCUUAUUCGAGGCGGUGACAAUCGGCAAGAGACGGUACCCUCGUACUGUGUCAUGAUGCGAAAAGUUGUUAUCACCCCUUCUAAAAUGUAUAUAUUGCCGCCAACUAUGGAAACUAGCAAUAGAACCAUAAGGUAUUUUAAAGACCACAAGGAACGUUUCCUGAGGGUCCAAUUCAAUGACGAGAAUGGAAGCCUUCCAUCGGGCAAUGGAGAUAACCAUGUCUCAGUCUUCAAUCGGGUUCACCGUACUCUCGUGAACGGGAUUCAGAUUGGAAAUAGGAAAGAAACUAAGCGCUGA